AUGCGUUUCUCCAUUGUCCUGUCCGGCCUCUUCGCCGCCCUGGCUGCCGCCCAGUCGAGCUCCAGCGCUGCCCAGGCCCCGUCCGGGACCCAGUCGCUCAGCCCUGCCCAGGCCUCUCAGGUUGCCUGCAUCAAGGCCUGCAAGGCUGGUGACGUUGACUGCCAGGCUCACUGCAUUGCUGUGCCCUCGCCCAACCAGUCCCAGGUCAACGCCACCACGCAGUGCGUCGCCAAGUGCCCCCAGGGCAACGGCAGCGCUGCCCAGACGCAGAUCUACAAGACGUGCAUUGACAAGUGCAUCAACGACCACUACUUCGUCACCUCUGAGGGCACUCCCCAGGCCACUGGCGCCCCCGGCAACGACAACCAGGCUUCGGGCACCGCUACUGACUCUGCCGCUGCUCCCACGGGCACCGACAGCUCCGCGACUGACUCCGAGUCCACUGGCACCGCGACUGGCACCGCCACCGGCACGUCGACUCGCACCAGCACCUCUACCAGGACCAGCUCUGCCUCUGCUAGCGCCACGACCAACGCUGCUCCUGCCAUGAUUGCCUCUGGCGGUGCUCUGAUGGGUGUCUUUGCUGCCCUGCUGGCUUUGUAA
Messenger RNA from Trichoderma reesei QM6a, 603 nucleotides. RefSeq lists its product as uncharacterized. Bases 1 to 603 code for a protein of 200 amino acids. The transcript is spliced from 2 exons. NCBI's taxonomy places the organism in Eukaryota, Fungi, Ascomycota, Sordariomycetes, Hypocreales, Hypocreaceae. The record is from RefSeq and is a predicted model, not a curated record.